AUGGAGGCUGAAAUGAGAGAAAGGAACAUCCAGUGGCAGUUCAAGGGAAACGAUGAUGACGCUCGAGAUGAAUUCAUGAAUUUUGUGGAAAAAAAGAGAAGAAUUGAGUUUUAUAACCAUCCAGCAGCAAACUGUUCCACAAUGUGCAAAGAAAGAGGUUGUGUAAAUAACUUUUUAUUUAAUUGUUAAAGCAGUGUUGCAUGCAAUUUCCUGCUCCUGCUGAAUAACUCGUUUCAGGGAUGGUUAUCUAGGAUACUGGGACGGUCAGGAGCCCAUUACUGUACGUACUGUCCGUACUUCGACUCAUUAUGAAGGUUGUGUAGUACAAUUUAGUACACAUCAAGUGCAAUUACACUGAGGGCGGUCUGCGAUAUAAGGUAAGGAGGUGUCAGUGUGCUAUUGGAUCGAAACUUAGUUCUUGUCCAGCUUGUCGCUAUCCUUAUUGAGUUCUUAGUUAGAUUCACUCACGGCUUUCGCUGAAUAAAUCAUCUUUCAUAUUAUGCUCUUAAGGUUGCGAAAACUUUGUUUCAAUGGACGGCAUUUGGAAACUCCGUCAUUGCCACUGUUUGUACCCUGUGAGAGCAGAAGUGUCUGGCCUACCGACCAUUAACUAUCCAAAUGUUGGCACCGAAGAGCCGGAAAGCCAAACAUCAGCGUUUUGCGCAGAACACAGCGGACUGGCAAGAACA
Messenger RNA from Porites evermanni, 689 nucleotides. The record is from the annotation of a GenBank genome assembly. NCBI's taxonomy places the organism in Eukaryota, Metazoa, Cnidaria, Anthozoa, Scleractinia, Poritidae.